AUGCCCGCAAUUCCAUUAAUUGCCUCCUUCCUAGAGCAUGCACUCGUGCAUCGCGCUCCUGCAUCGCCCCCUAACGUGACCGCGACCGGAAGUUCCUCGCAUCUCGAGGUUGUCUGCGCCUGGCCGGUUUCCGGUCAAUAUGGCCCAGGGACCCGAGUCCUAUACUAUGUCUUGAUUGCAGCCUGUGUGGUCGCUCGCAAAGUAGAAUGGAUUCGGAACGCUUGUCUGGCCGCUGUGUUACUGUUCCCCGCUAUUGCGGCUCUUCACGGAAUUGUGCUUGCUGCACUUCAUGUCGACGGCGCGGUGGAUAUGGAUGUCUAUGGGGCGUUCCAGCUGUGCGCAAUCGGCAUCUUAACCGCCCCAGCGACCGUCAGGCUGUCUCGGACCUACUUCAACAACCCCGGUCGUGAUAUCAUCUUUCUCUGGACCGUCCUUCUCCUAGUUGGACUAAUAAGCUUGAUUGUGGAAUUCAUGCGCCUCAAAUCCAGUAUUUGCCCAGGUGAUGACCCGGCAAGCAUUCACUGGGCCUCAACUGGGGGCAAAAAAGGUGGUGUGUUUCAAUAUGGUUCCAACUGUAGCAUUGCCUGUACCCCAGAGAAUGGUCCGGUCUCACCGUUGCGAUUGAAGGCAGCCAACAAUAUCUAUGUGAUUCCAGUGCCUAGUCAGCUGUCAUUCAAUGCUACUACGCUCAUUGCGGCUGCGUGCUGCAUUCCUGCCAUCCUGUCAUUAGUAUCCAUGUGGAUCAAAAUUUUGGAUGAUAACUGGGAGAAGUUCUCAAAUGGAGCACCUAAGCACAAGCCAGAUGAACCCAUUCUGGGAACCAACGGGGCUACCAUCACCCACAUGAAUGGGAUUACCAACAAGAUAAGUAAAUGGCUGGCUCUCAUCGAGAUACCGGUGUUUGCUGCAGCAGUGCUGGCAAUUCUCGUCAAAGGCGAGAUGAACUUCUGGAGUACGCAAAUGCAGCACCAAACAGAGCCUAUACAAAGUAUUGGUCAAUGGGCGCCAAUCGUUGGCACGGUCCUCGCUGUAAUAGGAUCACUAUAUCUCCUUCUCUCCGCAGAUAUGGAAGCCGCGGGAAAGGAAGAUGGACAGCAAGAAGAGACUAUCGUGGGGAAAUGCCCAAAUUGUGACUGUGCUGUUUCCGAUACAGGAAGUAGCUCUCGACGAGAGUCUAGAACAAGUGCCGAGAGACAGGAUCCCGAUAUCGAAAUGACAAACAUACGCCGCCAUACUACCAAUCAAACCGUUGGCACCCAGCCCGAUUUAGGAAGACGAAAGUUUGCCCACUUCCUUAAUGCAGCCAGUGCCAUUAUGACAACCAAAGCCCACAACCAAAUCGAGAAAACGGGGUUUAAACCCGAAGCGAAAACAAAUUACCCGGAGACCCCAGGAGAAAGAUACAAAAACUCAGUUCUCCAAAAGCAGAUAGACGAAUAUAAAAGGAAGCUCAAGGAGGCCCCGGAGUCCGACACGCCGUUCAGUGCCUACCCCAGCUAUCCCGCGGCCAAAAUCCCGUCAAGCUCAUUCAAAUUCACUCCCGAGUGGGGGCAUGUUUGGGACAUCAACCUUGCAGUGUCCUCCUGUGGCCGCGUCUGCGGGGUGGCAACGACAAUUGAACCCGUUAGAUAUAAGGCCGAUCUCACGAAGUAG
Molecule: messenger RNA, 1653 nt
Organism: Penicillium hordei
Lineage: Eukaryota; Fungi; Ascomycota; Eurotiomycetes; Eurotiales; Aspergillaceae
Exons: 5
Coding region: 1-1653 (550 amino acids)
Source: RefSeq, a predicted model, not a curated record